Pocillopora meandrina is the source of this 7597-nucleotide messenger RNA. The record is from the annotation of a GenBank genome assembly. Lineage: Eukaryota; Metazoa; Cnidaria; Anthozoa; Scleractinia; Pocilloporidae.
AUGGCGGACGAGAAGCGCAAAAGUUCUUCUCUAAAAAAUUUGCUCGAAACUGUUUACGAAGUACACAGAAAAGAUAUUAAAACAUAUACAAGUGGUCACCUGAACUCUAGUAAGCUCUUGAAACCUCAACACCAACGCCACGCCAAAUGGGAGAGUUCAGAUAAACCUCCAGUAAGGUGAGUUAAGCUAAGGAGGAAUUUUUACGAUAAAAAAUAUUGCGAAAGAACAUUUCACUGAUUGACACUCACGAAAUAACUCUUUGUUGAAGGUUCCGUGUAAACUUGGCUUUCAUUUUUUUCAUUACAUAUGGAUCCUCAACUUGCCCUGAACUGUCAUGUUUUUGCAGAAAAUUUGAAGUACAAGAAUUCAUUAAGAUCUACGUAGUAACCCUCCACACUGUCAUACAUUUUUUCGAUUCUUAACUCGGUAAAAUUUCCGCACAGCCCCAUACUAUUGUAAAACAAAUCUGUUUUCCCAAUGGCAAUGUACUAUUUUUGUCAUUGUUUUCUCUAUCCAAGAACUGAAUGCAUAAUGUAGUAUGGGGCUGUGCGGAAAUUUUACCCUUAACUCUUGGAAUUUGAUGAUAAGACAUUACAUUUCCUCUAGUUGAUGUUUCUCUGACUUUCUUCUCAUCAAUUUUAGCUUUCUCCUUGAAAAUAUAUUAUUGAAGUGAUAUCGUGAGAAUUAAGAGUUCCUCUCUGUAAUUUGUCACACUUGGAAGUGAAAGGGUUAAAGUUAAGGAGGCAGGAGGCAGGAGUCCGUAGGCAAAAAAUCUGAAAAAGCUAUUUGUCCAAAGAUUCAGGCCAGAAUAGUAGGAGUUAUAUAAAUUUAUGUUAAGUUUUAGUGAUUGAUCCUAAUUUCUCAUUAAUGAUAAACUUUAUUAUUUUAAAUUGCAGACUUAAGUCUCCCAGCAAGCUUGUUGAUCUCCCAGUGAGAAGAGGUGAAUUAAGUUCUACGGAACUCAGACACAAGACAAUGGCAGAUCGCCUGGUCGAGUUUAGCCUGGGGCCAAUCAGAAAUAUUGCACUUAACGGUGAGUAUUACCAGCAAUCUUGUAGAUAUUAAUUUUAUUCUGCAGUGAAGUGAAAAUCCAGGAAGUUAUUCUGCACUUGUAGACAGGUUUAAGGGCUGGGUCAUAGCGAUUAAGACAUUUAACCCCUUUACUCCCAAGAUCUGAUUGUUAAUUCUCCCCUCUAGCUGCUACUCGUUUCCUUGUAAAUUAGUUACAAGAAUUUGGUACUAGAUUAAAGUAACAACUUCUAGCUGAUAAAUUUGGGUAUUCUCAUUACCUGUUUGCAGGAUAAUGUAUGGAUAUUAAGAGGUUGCAUGUUAAUCACUUCUGUGGGUUAUAGGGUUAAUGGUUUCUAUUAAUUCUAUUUGUAUUUGUGUGUUAUAAUACUUCUGGACUUGAAAUUAAAUAUACUCCUCUUUACCAAAUGGGCUCUGAAUUAAUUUCACAUAUAACAAGAAAUGCUUUUUUUCCUCAGAUUUUAAAUAGUAUUUUGUACAAAACGAUAGACAACAAAAAGAACAAGUGUACCACCCCAACUAUGACAUUAUUUUCAACGUUAGAAUUUAUUUUUUAAGUAUGAUUGGUUUGCUGUGUUUAUGUUGAUGUUUUAUGUUUUAUUACCUAACAGAAUCAGAAUCAGGACCAGAUUUAGCAGAAGAUUUUGAUGAAACAGCUAGGAAAAAAGAGGGAAAAUCAGACAAACCUACCAAAGACAAAACGUAUGUGGAGGAAUUGCAUCUGCCUGAGAUAAUGAUCCCUGUAAUGAAAAAGAAAGGUAGGAAUAACAGAUGAUUUUUAUAAGAACACUAUCUGUACAAUGCUUAAGGAUCAUUUACAAUUAUCCUUUUUUCAAUUCAGAACACCCUAAAAUGUCCACCCUUAGGUUUGAUUUGGUUGACUAGGUUACAGUUUAUAUCUUACUUGGAAAUUGUCCAAUCCCACAACUCCACAAACUUUAUUGUCUAAAUUUGAGAGAAAUGUUAAAACCUUUGUCUUCCAUCAGUGAAAGAUGAAAGGAAGUUGAAUUUUGUGCUAAGUCUUCAGUGGAUAUAGGGACCUGCUACAUAUAAUUGACCCUCUGAAUUCUGAACUGAAAGACUUGGGUAUUAAGCCCUGCCUUAGUGGAGUGAAGCAUGGUAAUGGUACUCCUGGCAAGAAUUCCAGUCUCUCUCCAGGCUCUACCACUCAUUUAAAGGUGUAAAUGGGUGACAGAAAACUGUCAAGGGAACCUAAUAAAAUGUUUGGGGGAAGGUAAUCUUUGAUAAACUAGUUUCCUAACCUGGAGGAGAAGCAUCCUCCCUAAGUUGCCUUUUUCUUCAGAAACUUUAAACAAUUACAAACAGUAUUAACAGUUGAAUGGAUGUCAGUCUCAUACUUGAUUUAAUCAUCUUACAGACUAAGCCUUGGAGAUAAGAGUUAAUAACGAAUGUCCACUCUUUUGAUAUCUUAACCUUUAGAAAGCUCUGGAGAAAAAUCAAAACCAGAUGACCAGCACCACACAUUUGUGAAGACUUAUUUGAGCUAUCCUACCAAGGCAGACCAGUUUGAAAGCUUUAAGAAAUUUGGUGACCAGGUCAUGAACCUAGGAGAUGCUCAUGAUCGAGGUGUACUCACAGGAGAAAGGAGUGUUCGAAAUUUGGAGCAUAGACUGGCAAAGGUAUUUAUUCAGAUUUGUUUGCCUAUGCUUGGAGUUAUUUAUAGGUUGGAAAAAAUCAGGCUGAAUGCUGAGGUAACAAUUUACUUUUAUCCCAUUAUUGUACUCACAAAAUCAACCAUUGUGAAUCUGUUCCACUUUUUUGGGGGAUAAAACUGUUAUGGAGACAAUAGUUUCGGAAAACCAUUUUGUGCAUCACACACUUUGGCAAAUUGUUAAACACUCAACAUCAUGGAGCAGUCACUUGUCUUCAUAUGUUUCCCAGACUUUCCCAGGUUUCUUCAUUAUUUGCUGUACUGAUGUUGACAAUGAUCUCUCCCUAUGCAAUAUUUGGGUUUGUUGUCAUCCACACAGCUGUACACUAUUAGUAACUUAGUAAGCCCUUGAAGGGUUAAUAGAACCUGCUGUAGGUAGUUACCAGCUUUAUCCAAUGGUAACAAACUGGUUAAUAAUCAGUCUGAGUCAUGAAAUCACCUUGUGAAACUAAAAACAGUGCACAAAAUAUGAUUUGACAGCUGUAUUUUCUUUGCCUAUUAAGCAACUGGCUUCUUUGGAAACCUCAAGUCAGAAAGGACCAAACUUUCAUAGACUGCAGAUUUAUGAUAGAUGUUUGGCUGAGAUUAUUGCAGAAUCCAGGACAUUUGGUCCUCUUCUACAAAGAAUCAAAGUGAGUUUACUUAGAGUUUUGGAGUAUGACUUGUAACUAAUCUGAAUUUGGUAUAUUAUGAGCUUCACAAAGUAGCUGCAAAGCUCUUGAUGUAGCAUCUAUAUCUUGAAGCAAUUGAUUUAAGCAAAAAAUUGUAACCCUUUAACUUCCAGAAGUGAUAAACAUGUAACUUCAUCUUUUAAUAUCCAUGCAUUAUUCAGUAAAAACAUAAUAAUAAUAUCCAAACUUUUCAGGUAGAAGUUAUUAUCUUGAUCUAACAACAACUUCUCAUAACUAAUUUACGAGGAAAUGGACAGUGGCUAGAGUGGAGAAUUAACAAUCAGUUCGUGAGUUAAAUGGGUUUGCCAGCAAGUGCCUCAAGUGGAGCUUUGGUGUCUAGGAUUUUUUUGUGUGGAGCAGCACUUGCAUGACAGGAUACCAUCCAUGACACUGACUGGCUAAUUGCCAUAACUGACAAGCCAGCCUUGGGUAGCCAUUCCAUCCUUUUCAUUCAAUGAGGCAGAGAAAAAGACUUGACCUGUCUUGUUUGAAUUCUAAAUGACCUUUGAGCUAGCCAUCAGAGAACCUUAAAACUUAAAGAAUGAAAGCUUGUUGGGUGCAUGUCACAACAAGGUGGCAUCAAUACUGGUGUCACACUCUAGAGUGAGACCAAUGACCAUUUACAUGGAGGAGUCAAAUCCAGAUUGUUGUUGCUAUUUUGAUGGCUCAAAAUUGAACUGUUCAAGCAAUCCAGUAAGAUAACACAAGAGUAGUUGAAACUGAGAACUGAUCAUUGAAUUUGAUAGGUAUAAUUAAUUUUUUUACUUCACAGGAUGAGUAUGACAGUUACUUGACAUAUUUGUUAGACACACAAAAGCCGUCGCAACACAAAGUGCUUUAUCAUCACAUUAACAGCUUCUCAGAAAAUGCAUCCACCUCAGACAAACUAAAAGCUGAAGAGAAAAGAGUUGAAACUCUGGAAAGAGAAGCAAGGCACCUCCUGGAAGAAAAUGCCAGGUUGUAAAUCUCUCUACAAUGACAACCUUUUUAGUUAGUUAUUCUCAAAACUACGUCCUCAAAGUAAUUUGGUAUUAUCAACUGAGUUUAUGAUGGAAAUUUGCCACUGUGAAGAGUUAUAAAGCUGACAUUUUGAGUGUUAGCCCUUCAUCAGAGCAAAUGACACAAAAUGUCAGCUUUGAAACUCUUAACAGAGGCCAAUUUAUGUUAUCAACUCAGUUGAUAAUACCAAAUUACCUUGCUAUACUCCCCCACUGAUGCAGUACCUCAGUUUCUUUAGAAACUUACUUACUUUCUUCAUUCUCAAAGCUAGAUCUGUAAAUUAUCAAUCAAGUUUUUCUUUAAAAAUAUUUCCCGAUUUUAAAACUUUGGCUACUUUUAAGCUUUUAUCUGAAUUACAAACUACCUGCUUACUGUAAAAUUAUGCUUUAACUCAUGCAAUAAUAAGUUUUUGAAGGCUGAAGUUAUUGUAAAAUCUAUUCUACUCUUAUUAAAAACUAUGUACACUUUUUCAACAGUUUGGCCAAACUUUUGAGAGAAGAAGAGCAAAAAGCUGCUGAAGAUUUGAAAGCUGUUACAGUUGGUUAGUUCUCAACAGUGUUAAAACUACUUUUUACAAUUAAAUUUUCUUUCUUCACUCUGCAUUGUUCAGAGAAUGAUAGUUGAUAACAAAAUUACUCUCAAGAAACAGUAAUAUUAGAUAUGGAGGCCUUAUGCACUGCUUUAAGGCAUUGUUAGAGAAUUCAGGUAAAAAUGUUAUUUAGCCCUUUAACUCCCAAGAUCUGCUUGUUAAUUCUCCUUUCUAGCUGCUUCACAUUUCCUUAUAAUUAAGUUAUGAAAAUUUGAUGUUGGAUCAAGGUAACAACUUCCACCCAAUUAGUUUGAGUGUUCUCUUUAACUGUUUCUUUAAAAAUAUUAUACUAUAUAUUAUAUUAUAGGGAGAGGUUACAUGUCAGUCACUUCUCGGAGUUAAAGGGUUCAUUAGUUUGGUUAUUGCUUUGUUCCAAGUAAAUGUCCAUGGUACCUAAACAUUAAGAAAAGAUAAAUCAGAAUGGUUUGGAAUCAUUUUACACUAAAAUUAUUUAUUAUAGUAAGCUGCAAUAGCAUUAAAAGGGUCAAUGAUGGGAUAUGAAAUGUUUUUUUUGUUUCAUUUUUGUGUUUAUGUAUGUUUUCUGUUGCACCAGAACCUCAAGCCAAAGUGUCAGUCCAUAUUGAAGAAGUUCCCAAAGACCUUGAAGAACAAGUAGAAGAUUUACAUGCACAGGUUUGCUUUUUUUUCUAACAAAAAGCCUAUUCCCAGGCUAGAUGAUUAUAGAUAAUUAUUAAAUGAUAUAAACAUUUAAGAUAACAUGAAAAUAUAACAAGAAAGUUUGAGUUGACUUGAGAGUGGAUGUUUUGCUAAUACCUUGAGAGAUGGUCACAAUACUUUAGCAUUAUAACCCUUAAACUCCCAUGAGUGACCAAGAAAGAAUUUACCCCUAGCCUUUCAAUAUCAAACUGAAUACAAUAUCAAGCUGACAACUUAUGACAAUAUUUAACAAAUAUCAAUCAAGUGAUUAGUAGUUGAUCCAAUACUAAAUUCUCCAAACUAACAUCAUGCAAUUGUGUAGUUAACAGUAAAGAGAAAUACCAGUGAGUACUAAAUUAAUUGAGAUCAUGAAGUAAAUUGGUAAACAAUUUGACUGUUGUCUUUUUGUAUUUACAUCACAAUUAUAUCAGAUUUUGUCCCAGUUGGACUGUAUUGACGACAUCAAGAGACAUCAGAAAGAGUAUUGCAUACCCAUCACUGUCUGUCAACAUCUGGAACAGUGCGUUAAGGAAACUGAGGUGAGAUACCUUGACCAUUUAUUGAAAAUUCUACUUGCAGAUUUUUACACAACCAAAUAUUACCAUCAGAUUUGUUUAAGCAGUAGAAUUUCAAAUUUUACAUGGCUUUGUUUGUAGGUUGACAUACAGAAAUUACUCAAGCAGAAUGAAUUUCUGGAGCAAACAAUCAAGGUAUGAACAGUCAAGUAAAACUUGCAUCUUUUUUACUUUCAGAAUUGAUAGUUAAUCCUAAUGGUUAUCUUAUAAAUUUUAAUGACCUUUGUUUACUAAAUGAAAAAUAACAUGGAUGGUUUGUUGAAAAUAUCUGUAUUCCUGUCAUAAAAGCUUACAGGACAUACCAAAAAUUAGGGUGAGUUUUGUAAAGACUAAAAUUAUAUAUUGUUAGGAUAACCACAAACAUUUUCAAAGGGAAAGUGAUGGGCUUCAAACUAUCAAUCUCUAUGUCUAGAAGGGCACAGGGGUGAAGAUAAUUGUUUUUCCUAUGUUUCCCUGUCCAUCUCCAAGUCAUCCACUCCUAAAAUGAAAGACAAGAAUGGGUUGACCAGUUCUGUUUUUUCUCGUUUUUUAUUUUUAGGAGCUUGAGGAAGAACUGCAGUCAAUGCUAGAUAGGUCAAAAGUUCAAGAAAUAGAUGCCAGGUAUGUGCUUUUGUUUUUGCAAUAAUAAGAAAGAAAUUAAGCAUUAUCUUUAACCGUUCAAUUCCCACGAGUGACCAAGACAGAAUUUCUCCUUAAAUUAUCAAUACAAUAUCAAGCAGAAAAGUAAUAAGAAUAAAGAAAAUAUCAUUAAGAGAGUUAGCGAUUGAUCCAAUACCAAAUUCCCCAAACUGACAUCACAAGAAUUGUAUGGCAGAUAGUAAGGAGAAUUGCUGAAAAAAAAAAGGAGAUCUUGGAAGUGAAGGGCUUAAGUAAAUUUACGUGAAAAGCAGGACAUUGGAAUUUAAACAUGGUUUACCUAGUGAUUACAAAUGAUUCACCGUAUUAGUUGUGUUUGGUGACUCCAGAAAAUUAUUUUACAUCAACAGAAAAAAGGUUAAUAAAUGCAGCAGCAUUAAAAUAUGGUACCCAAAAAUGAAAAAUAUUUUAAACCCCAAGGACAUAAUCAACUGGAUGGGUACAUUUACGAAACUGCUGUCACAUUGUGUUUUCAUACUCAUCUAGUCACAAAAUAAUAUGGUGAAAUGCUUUUUAUUCUGUAUCUCUUUUCAUCAGAAAAUUGUGGAGAAGAAUCAACACAAGUGAAGUUGUUCGUCUCGGCAAAAAAGAAAGAAAAGAUAGUUUGAAGUAGCAGAGGAAGAGAAGAAAAUAAUCAAAUGGAGAUACUUUUAUAAAAGGAAACUCUAAAAAUGUAAACCUUGUACACUAAUAUAUUUAUUGUUUUGAAUAUUAAAAGAUUUUACAGUGUACAUAAAAAUGACUUACUGAACUCUAAAUCACAUGACCU